This is a messenger RNA of Mauremys mutica (yellowpond turtle), 4761 nucleotides long. RefSeq names its product maestro heat-like repeat-containing protein family member 2B. Lineage: Eukaryota; Metazoa; Chordata; Testudines; Geoemydidae. The record is from RefSeq and is a predicted model, not a curated record. Gene Ontology annotation, cellular component: cytoplasm. The coding region runs from base 1 to 4614 and encodes 1537 amino acids. Gene Ontology annotation, biological process: signal transduction. The transcript has 40 exons.
AUGGAAAAUCACACAGAGCUGGUCCAUUGUGUAGUUCAACUAGCCCGUUCUUCUCCUGAUGAUCCGAUAGCCUUUCUGCACUCGCAGCUGGAGAUUGAGAAUGAGGCUGUUCGUGUGGCAUCUCUGAAUCUGCUCAGAGCUAUUGUUGGUGCUGACUUGCCCGAGACAAGACCGAAAAAGUGUCUGAUUGUGAAGGCAGUGAAAUCCACUUUCAGUGAUCAGAAUGCUACGGUGAGGAAGGCAGUUCUUCAUUUCAUCCAGAGGCUGCUCAGCUUACAAAGUGUGGAGAACUGUGCAGCUUGGGAUAUGGUAGCACAUGUUUUCACGGAGUUCAGUGUGUCCACCAGCAAACUGGCUAUUCCGGAAGAAAACACGAUCCAAACCCUGUGCACUGACAUCCUGCAAUGUCUGGACACCUCGGUCACUGGAAUGACCCAAGUGUUAUGGCCAAGGCUUCUGGAAUAUGUGGUGCCAGCUCAGUACACUGGUACUUUGAAGCCUCUCUGCAGAUGCCUUAGGGAGCUGGCUGAGAAAAAGCAGCAGGAAGGAGAAGAAGCUGCUUGCCUUGACUACGGUGGACCAGUGAAACUCCCUACACCCCAGGGGCUGCUGGCACGACUCCUGGUAGUAGCCUCGUCCCCUAAUGCAGGAGAAGGACACGGAUGUGCUGCCUUGCAGUUACUACAGGCCCUGCACCAAAAUAUCCAUGCAGCAGUGGGUGAGAUGUGGGUAGUAAAGAUCCCAUCUCUGCUGCAGUACAUUGAAGGAAACACAGAGAAUUCCCUGGACCACGUGCAGUGGGAGCACAUGCUGCUUCAGUUCCUAAGAACAUCUCUGGGGAUGAUAGACGACAGUGCCUGGAGCAGCCAGAUGAGCCUUGAGUUGAACCAGCAGAUGGCCAGCUAUGCCAGCCCCUCCCUUGAGAAGAGUUUCCUGUAUAAGGCGCUAGGAACGUCCUUAGCAGUUUGUCAGGACCGGGUCCAUGUUAAAUCACAGCUUCAUCAAUUUUUGACAGCAACAGAUUAUAUGGAAGCCCCUGAGAGACAGGGAGUCAUUUCCAUCCUCGCACUCUCUGCUGAGAGCCACUUGGACCUCACCCUGAACGCACUUCAGGAGUUUGGGGCUACAGUGAGCAAGGUUACGAUUCCUGGGUUCAUCAGCCGCCAGAAGGACUACCACCAUGGGAGAAGAGGCCAGACUCGCAGCACCCUGAUGCUGACCUACAGCAGCGUGGCUGUCCAUGCUCCAAAAGACCAGCUUCUCUCCCGAGUAGAGGCAGACAUCACAAAGAACAUCCUUCUCCAUUACAGAGCCAGUUGUCAGGUGCUGGGCAUCACUGUUGCGAACAAGGACAUGAACCUAAAAUUAACCCUCAUCCAGAAUGUCAUGGAGAUUAGCUGUGCCAUCUUGGAGACCAGAGACUCCCAAGAGUUCGAAUUCUCAUACAAACUGGAGCUCCUUGGCUACAUGCUGGACUUCAUUAAAACGGAACCACUGGAUUCCCUGACAUCUCCAGUUCGCUACAAGGCAGUUCUUGCCAUUGGACAUCUGAGCAAGCUCAAACCAUCUCUGACCAUGGAGGAAAACCGUGAGCUCCUUGGUCAGUGCUUCAAAAGUUUAUUUCCCCUUCCUCCCUUGGAGAAGUUGAAAGAGGAAUGCGAGACAGCAAAGGAUGCUCUGCAUAUACAAUCACUCUACGUGAGAUCCUUGGAAGCCCUUGGCAAGCUAGUGGAGACUUUGCUGGAGGAAGAACCAACCGCAGACUGGUUCCAGGAAAUGUUUGAUCUCCUCAGGACAUGGUUCAGUUCGGGGAAGGAGUGGGAGAGAGAACGGGCCUUGCAGGCCAGCACCCAGCUGCUGACUGCCUAUCUAGGGACAGUUCAUAGCACAUAUGAUCCCGAGCUUUCGUCACGGCAGUUUGGGGUUGAGCUCUCCCGACUGACCAAUGAGGAGCAAGCGGUGCCACUGGUGGUGGAGAAGCUCAUAAACUACAUUGAAAUGCAUGGAUUGUACACCGAGGGCAUUUACAGGAAGUCAGGCUCAACCAGUAAGAUAAAGGAGCUCCGACAGGGUCUUGAUACAGAUAUUGACAAUGUGAAUCUAGAUGACUACAAUAUUCAUGUCAUUGCCAGUGUGUUCAAACAGUGGCUGAGAGAUUUGCCCAAUCCCCUCAUGACCUUCGAACUCUACGAGGAAUUUCUGCGAGCUAUGGGCCUGCAGGAGAGGAAGGAGACCAUCCGAGGCGUGUACUCUGUCAUUGAUCAGCUCUCUCGCACCCACCUCAGUACCCUGGAACGCCUCAUCUUUCACCUUGUGAGGAUUGCCCUGCAGGAAGAGACCAAUCGAAUGUCAGCUAAUGCCCUGGCCAUUGUGUUUGCUCCCUGUAUUCUCCGCUGUCCUGACACAACUGACCCACUGCAGAGCGUUCAGGACAUCAGUAAAACAAUCACCUGUGUGGAGUUGAUUGUCGUAGAGCAGAUGAAUAAAUACAGGGCUCGUCUCAAGGACAUCAACAGCCUGGAGUUUGCUGAGAACAAAGCAAAAAGCAGGCCGUCUUUGAUCCGCAGAUCAAUGACUCAGGAAACUUUUCAUCAGUUUGGAUCUCUGAUUGGAGCAAUAGCACCAUACAGCUGUGAUUCACUGGCCACGUCUCGUCAGUGGGUGUUUGACUGUAUCAGCUGCCUUCUCUGUAUACAAGGCCAGCCCAUGAACCUGGGGUCAGCGGAAGAGGAGCUGAGAUGUCUCCGUGAAGAACUAACAGCAGCUCCGGACCCCGAGGCUCUGUUUCAGGCAUCUUCCAAAAUGGCCAGGGUUGUUAGUGAGUACUUUCCCCCAGAACAGGCCACAGCCUUUAUUGAGGCCACAGUGGAAAGUAUGCUGUCUGCCAGCCCCACCUGUGCCACGGCAGCUGGACUGUGGAUGAAGGUUAUACUGAAGGAGUGUGGAGAUGCCAUGCUUGAUAAGGUGCCAGCUAUUGUGGAUAUAAUAUAUAGCCACAUGGCUACUAUCCAGGAGGGCAGCUUGAGGCAAUUCCUGCUGGAGGCAGUGUCUAUUUUAGCUCACCAUCACCUAGAGGCAGUGAUCUCCAGCCUACUCAGCAACCAUCUGCCGAUGGACAGUUACACCAGUGAGCUGUGGAGAUCUCUGGGGGGAGACCCCUUGCUUGCCACUCAGGUCCUACAGGUCCUAAUAGAAAAAAUAAAGACGUCAACAAGCCAAGAAGAAAGCAUCACCUCAGAGACUGAAACUGACAGGCAUUUGGCAGCUGCUGAACCUCUCUCAGCAACAUGUGCCAUCUUUGAGGUGGUGUCAGCACAGCAGUCGAGCAAAGCUGUGCAGGAGCUGCUCCCAGAGUUGUUUCCUGUUCUCCUGCAGCAGGUCAGCCGAACCUCAGGACAAAAGAUGCCAUUGCCAAGGAUAAUCACCAGGAGCCUAUUCCAAAAAGACCAACAACAUACUGAGGGCAACCCUUGCCGGUUUUCUGUCCAAGCGUUAGAAUCUGUGCUUUCUAAAGCUGGGAAUGAGAGACUGGUGAGAGUGCUCAGGACGCAGAAAACAUGGAUUCUGCUUGAAAACCCCCAGACUCACCAUGAGGGAGUGUGUCUGCUGGUGAGUGGUCUGCUAAGAUUUGGACUAAUAACACUUGAGAUCAUCCAGAGCCUCCUCCCCUGGGUGAAUUCCCCAAUGGAAAACUUCCGAGUCACCGGCACAGCUUUCCUUGCCCAGCUAAUGACUGAUCCCAUGCUCAGGGAGAAGAAGUUGCUUAAGAGUGUCUUGCGCAUCUUGGAAGAAAGGUCACAGGAUAGGAACAGCAUUGUCCGUCAGAUGGCUGUAAGAGGCCUGGGAAAUAUAGUCAAUGGGGCGCCUGUGAAGGUGAAAAAAUACAAGAAGUUUCUUCUGGACAUACUGAUCGGGGCCUUACAUGACGUUUUCAGUUCUGAAGUGAUUGGUGAGAGCAUGAAAGCACUGGCCAAAGUCCUGAAGGAGCUGAAAGAGAAGGACAUUGGUUCUUCCUUCAAAAACCUCACCGAACAGAUCCGGGCCUACUUUGACGAUGAGAAUGAUGGUCUUCGCUCAGUGGCCUUUGUCCUAUUUGGCAUCCUGGCUCAGUUGACAAAGAAAAAAUGGAAGGCCUAUUUCGCUGAGCAGGUUCGAAAGAGCUGGGUCAUACUUCUGCUGCACCUGCAAGACCCAAGCCCCGAGGUUUCAAUGGAAUGCAGAGCUACAUUUCACCUCUGUUUCCCGUUUUUGGGACUGAAGAGACUCCAGCAUGCGAUCAAUAAGCACCUUGGUGGCAGAGCCGAGCUGAAGCCUGAAGAGCUCCAGGUGGACAUUUGCAGACACCUUGCCAAAGAAAAUGCAGAGCUGCUGAAGAACUUGUAUAGCACAACCAUCGCGUCCUUCAGUAGCAGCUGGGAAGGGAUCCGGGCAGGUGCCGCCAACUUAGCUGGCAUCAUCCUGGAACACACAGACACUCAGCGUGUGAAAUGGCUGGACCUGGAACAUCUGCUGAUGUCUCUCCGGGUCCUAGAGAAAGACCCAAGUCCCACUGUCCAGCUGGUGGCAACUGAGCUCAUAAGUGACAUCUGUCCUGGCCGAGCGCUUGGCGAAUGAAGCAGAACGGAGACAAACAGAACAAGGCGCUCCAGUGGUGCUGGCUAUGUAUCUCACAAACAAGAUCAUAUGUAAAUAACCCAGCUCCAGAUUUUGUAUAUACUGUGUACAUAUUUCUUACUAAACUGUUUGAAGUAUCUGUUUCAA